This is a messenger RNA of Thunnus maccoyii (southern bluefin tuna), 2285 nucleotides long. RefSeq names its product RING finger protein 223. NCBI's taxonomy places the organism in Eukaryota, Metazoa, Chordata, Actinopteri, Scombriformes, Scombridae. The record is from RefSeq and is a predicted model, not a curated record. The transcript has 2 exons. Gene Ontology annotation, molecular function: ubiquitin protein ligase activity. Gene Ontology annotation, biological process: protein ubiquitination. Bases 396 to 1085 code for a protein of 229 amino acids.
GCAGGGCAGGUGAUACCAGCCAACGGACACAGAGGAAGGAGGACCAAGAGCUGACACAGCCAGAGCACACAACCACUCUCUCACACACACACACACACCACCACCACACACACCUGUGACUCCAGCAGAGUAUUCAGACCAGUACGGAGGAGGACUUAAGCCUAGGCAGAGACACAGUUAACAGCUCAAAACUCCCUGGUGGGAUCUCAGAAGUCAGUUGACUUUGGCUCCAGAAAAAUGCUUUUUCGAGUGCAAGGGCAGUGAGGUGACCGAGAGAGAUAACGAGAGGAUCAUCUGACACCUUCUUCAGUCAACAGAUAAUCCAGAAGUUAAGGACAAAGCAGGAAGAGGGAAGAAAGGUGUCCAAUAGAGGCGGAACAAAGGAGAGAUUGGAGAUGGAACAGCCUCAGCCGAUUUGGCACACACAAACAGCAAUCCAGGAUGUGGCUGGACCGCUGCAAAAGAAGUUGUCAGUCAUGAGCCAGAGCCAGCUGGAGUGCGUCAUUUGCUACAACAGCUACGACAACGUCUUCAAAACACCCAAGCAGUUGGGGUGCACCCACACCUUCUGCCUGGAGUGCCUCUCCCGUCUCAUGGUAGUCUCGCAGACAGACCAGAAUGGCGACGAUGGCAGCAAAAACCUCACUUGUCCCUUCUGCCGCCAACUCACUACGCUGUCUGAGGAGGGACCCCCGGGCCUGACUACCGACCAAGAGGUCCUGUGCAAGUUGCCCAGCCACCAGCAGCAGGAGGAGCCAGUGUGGAUAGAGGGGCAGAAGCUAUGCUACAAAACCCCGAGGCAACCCGGCAUGGGCACACCUGACAGUCCCACGGCCUUCUGCGUCUGCAUCGACAUUGGGGCCACCAAGCCAGUGAUUGCCCCAGUCCCGACACGUUCCCGUUUUGGCCUGCUGGACCGGCUGGCAGACUGGAAGAGAUUGGUGCUCUUCAUUGUGCUCAUGGUGCUGCUUGUUGUCGUCGUGUCGUGGCCACUGCAGUGUGUAUUCAACACUGGAAAAUUGCGCUGUACGAAAGACGACAUCAGCCCCACUAACGCCUCUACUCCCAGAACACUUAGUAAUUAAGAAUAAACUGUCAGAGUGAAGGGACGUCACUGUAAAUGUAUAUAGUAUUGUAAAUUUAUAUAUCAGUAAUACUUUCAAUAUUUGACACUGUAAAUUUUUUGUGCAUAAUUGCAGUUGUGAUAAGUGCAAAUGGUUUUUGCUACACACAACACCUCAGAUUUUAAACCUGCAUUAGAACCACAGAUGUUAAAGCCACUAUGUGUAGGCUUUUUACAUUUCGAGCAUUGGCACCCCCCAGUGGUAGUUUCAAAAAAGACACUGUAGCAGACCUGACAAGGGGACACUGAGACAAAUGUGCUGUACCAAUUUUCACCUGAACUUUAUGCCAUUUUCUACAAACAACAACUCAUUCCACCAAAUAAUUUGAAAGAUACUAUAAUCAUUAUAUGAUUCCCCACAUAAGGGCUUUAACUCUACAAAGCUGGAGAUCAUCUUUCUCAACAGUCCUACAUAAGCAGGACGUUACUAAACUGUUCAUACAGGCUUGUAAAGACUGACAUACAGUAUGUCUACGUACUUUCACUCAAAUCAUUUUCAGUGUCACUAACACAUUCACAGAUGUCAUAUGUUUGCACUUUAAUCAACCUGUUGUUUGAAAUUGAACAAGAGAUCGAGUUGUGUGCCACUUGAAAAUGCGCCUCAGAUCACACUGGGCCUGAAUGUGAAACUGUAACUUGAGGAACAGCAAAACUCAAAUUAUUAUAAUUGUUGUUUUUAGCUGUUAGAGCUUCUCACAGCACGAGAGGUCCUUUUCUUGGCAUUGCAGUCAUUUUGGGAGCCACUAGUAGUACUAUAAACUGGUUUGAUGGAAUCUGUUGUCAUAUUCAGACACUUGGCAGAGUAUCAGAUAAUGGAGAGCACGAGUGGAUUGUUUUGCUGCUCAACAUUCAGCGAUGACGCUGUUGUAUUCAAGCCAAACAGUGUUUAAAAUGCUGCAAUUUGUUAAUGAUGUGAACUUUGCUCUGCAAAUAUCGGUUGGCUGAAGAACAACAAAUAGUUUCUACUAACAAAAACAAAGGUCUGUCACAAAAGGAAGUGAAUGUAAUUACAAUGUGCCAACUGAAAAGUCUGUAGUAUAUAUUGUACAGUUGAUCUGUGUGUUUUGAUAUGUCCUUGUUUACAGAACUCGAAUAAAAAAGUGAGGUACAAGCUCAGAUCAUGUUUCUGGGAAAUAACAUUUGAGCAUGACAACCUCAUUAU